Haemorhous mexicanus (house finch) is the source of this 1185-nucleotide messenger RNA. RefSeq names its product serine/threonine kinase 32A (gene STK32A). Bases 1 to 1185 code for a protein of 394 amino acids. Gene Ontology annotation, molecular function: ATP binding; G protein-coupled receptor binding; G protein-coupled receptor kinase activity. The transcript has 12 exons. Lineage: Eukaryota; Metazoa; Chordata; Aves; Passeriformes; Fringillidae. Gene Ontology annotation, biological process: regulation of signal transduction; G protein-coupled receptor signaling pathway; protein phosphorylation. The record is from RefSeq and is a predicted model, not a curated record.
AUGGGGGCAAGCACCUCCAGCAAGUCACCACCCUUGGAUGGCAAUGAGGAUGUUACCUUUGACCAUUUUGAGAUUUUGCGAGCUAUUGGGAAGGGCAGCUUUGGAAAAGUCUGCGUGGUGCAAAAGACUGACACCAAAAAGAUGUAUGCCAUGAAGUACAUGAACAAACAGAAGUGUGUGGAGCGAAAUGAAGUGAGAAAUGUUUUCAAGGAGCUGCAGAUUAUGCAGGGCUUGGAACACCCUUUCCUGGUUAAUUUAUGGUACUCAUUCCAGGAUGAAGAGGAUAUGUUCAUGGUGGUUGACCUGCUGCUGGGAGGGGACCUGCGCUACCACCUCCAACAAAAUGUGCGGUUCCAAGAGGGAACUGUGAAACUCUUCAUCUGUGAGCUGGUGCUGGCCCUUGACUACUUGCAGAGCAGGCACAUCAUCCACAGAGAUAUCAAGCCCGACAACAUUUUGCUGGAUGAGCAUGGACACGUGCACAUCACUGACUUCAAUAUUGCCACCUUGCUGACCAAGGACAGCCCUGUCACCACCAUCGCUGGCACCAAGCCCUACAUGGCACCUGAAAUGUUUAGCUCCACAAAACCCACCAGCUACUCCUUUGCUGUGGACUGGUGGUCCCUGGGAGUCACUGCCUACGAGCUGCUCCGGACUCGGAGGCCAUACCAGAUUCGGUCCAGCAUUUCCACAAGUGAAAUCGCUCGCGUGUUCAGGACCGCGGCAGUGACGUACCCGGCGGCGUGGAGCCUGGGCAUGGUGGGCCUGAUCAGGAAGUUGCUCGAGCUGAACCCCGAGAAACGUUUUUCUCAGCUGAGGGACAUCCAGUCCUUCCCGUACCUGUCUGAUGUGAACUGGGAUGCUGUUCUCCAGAAAAGAAUACUGCCAGAAUUCAUUCCCAUGAAAGGCAGACUGAACUGUGACCCAGCCUUUGAACUGGAAGAAAUGAUCCUGGAAUCCAAACCUCUUCACAAAAAAAAAAAGCGCUUGGCUAAGAAGGAGAAAGACACAAGCAAAAGCAAUUCAUCCCAGGCCAGCCACCUUCAGAAGCACCUGGAAAUGCUCCAGAGGGACUUCAUUGUUUUCAACAGAGAAAAGGUAAGACCCCACCAUGACAGCAUCCAAGAGACCAUGACAAAAAGUGGAGGUGAACACAGGGAGGACAAUCAAAACAACAACCUCUGA